GCUCUUUACAGCUACUCACUGCACUGUUUCCAAGAGCGCAGCGCCGCACCAUGACACUCACUGGACAUAAGCAUUAAGGAUUUCCGUCUUCACAAAGUAAACUCGCCGCUCUAUUUUCCAAGAAAAAAGUUUGCCAAAAGUUUUCCACUUGUUUUCCAAGAUGCCACGCUCCUUUCUGGUCAAGAAACAUAUAAACUCAGCAAAGAAGCCAAAUUAUAGUGAGCUGGAGAGCCCAACAGUGUUCAUCACGCCGCACAUCUACAGGGGUCUUCCCCUGCCUGUCAUCCCCCAGCCGGAGAUCCUGAGCCCGGCAGCGUACAGCCCCAUCACAGUGUGGACUACCAGCAACUUGCCGCUGUCUCCGCUCCCCAGUGACCUCUCCCCCAUCUCUGGAUACCCCUCAUCGCUCUCAGACACAUCCUCUAAAGACCAUAGUGGCUCUGAAAGCCCGAGGAGUGAUGAAGACGAGCAAAUGCUGCCCAAACUGAUAGACCCUCACGGAGUGGACGCAGAGAAAUUCCAAUGUAGUUUGUGUAGCAAGUCCUACUCCACGUACUCUGGACUGCUCAAGCAUAAACAGCUGCACUGCGACGCCCAAACGAGGAAAUCCUUCAGUUGUAAAUACUGCGAGAAGGAGUAUGUGAGCCUGGGAGCUCUCAAAAUGCACAUCAGGACUCACACGUUGCCUUGUGUUUGCAAAAUAUGCGGGAAAGCUUUCUCCAGACCGUGGCUGCUCCAAGGACACAUCAGGACGCACACUGGAGAGAAGCCAUUCUCUUGCCCUCACUGCAACAGGGCGUUUGCAGACAGGUCCAAUCUCAGGGCUCACCUACAGACCCAUUCGGAUGUGAAAAAAUACCAAUGCAAGAACUGCUCCAAAACCUUCUCCAGGAUGUCUCUCUUGCACAAGCAUGAGGAAUCUGGUUGUUGUGUAGCACACUGAACUGGGAUACUUGUCCACUACCAGAGAAUAAAAAAAAACUCUGUUGCUUCUUUAUUUUUCCAGAAGAACUGUCAGGGAAUCACAUCGAAGGGGGUUUGUUCCCAAAUAUGCAGACUUUUUUCUUCUUCUAGGAACAGUCCAUUUCAUUUCAGAGUGAAAAAUAGCUCUGUGCUCUGUGCUUUGAGUUUCAAGCAGUGUUUCUGUGAUUGCGAUUGUGUCGAGCUUUUUUAUGCCAUGUACUCACCUACCUGUGCUAUUCAUGCACUUUCCUGCAUGUCUAGAAUGAUUUAUACGCCUUCACAAUGUUAUCUGCAGUGUUUUGUACAAAUGUCUCUCAAUGGCUGUUAUGCAGUCCUCCACUUUUCUUUAUACGCACCACACAAACAAUGCCAAAAGGCGCAUUAUGAAUGACAGUAUACAUAUAACUAGAGGAAUACUGAAGCCAUUGUUACUUAGGGAACAAGUGCAAACUUAUUUUUAGGGUGAAAUAUUAUAACGUUUUUGCACAUAGGAAACAGUUUGCCAGCACUCAAACCGCAAAAUACAUUUUCUCAAGUGCCUCAGUUUUAUUUGGCAAUAAUAUGUAUUAUUCAACAACAGUUUCCUGUUAUAUUUUUAUAUAUUGAAUGUAAGCGUGACUGAGAUGAUUGUAUAUUUACAGUAAAAACUGUGAUGCUGAAUGAUUUUGAUAUUUUCAUAUUUUCAUGACACUUUAAGAAAUAAAGUUUCAUGACAUUUUGUUAUAAUUUUUGGCAUCCUCCAAGUUGCUUUUCAUCUGUGAAGCCUUUGGUGUAUGAUUGGCUCUUUCAGCAGGACUCAGCAGCAUUCAGUGAUUGUUACCCGCUCUCAAUGGCAUAACUUGCACAAAAGAAAAUGACAUUUAAUACAGCUUGCACCAUCUCAUGUUAUGCUUAUGUAAAAAUGAGGAGAGAUGUGACUCUGCUCUGAAUCAGGCCUGAACCUGUUCCUUGUGAACCUGUCCAGACAUCAAACAAUCUUGAAAUUUAACACAUACUAGCUAUAUUGAUCUCCACUCACUUGUUAUACCCUUUGAGGGCCCAUGACUUUCUUUACCUAAGUGUGUGUAAGGUUUAAAUGCAAGAGUGUAGUUCUCUUUAGAAAGUAAUACUAAUAUCAUGUCAUCAAUAUAUGUAACAUGAGGAAAAGGUUUUUUUUUGUAAUCUUUUCAAUCAUAACAAUCAGUGCAGGGGCACAGGGAAUUCCAAUUUUAAUAUGUUUUCACAAAAAGCUCAAAUUUGCAUUUGCUUUGACAACCUCCUUGGAUUUCUGGGAUGCUUGCCAUCGAGGAUUAAAUAGACUUCCUCAGGCUACAUUUUAUUGUCUUUCACCAUAUUCUGUCUACUUUAGAGCACAAAAAGUGCAACGCCUGAAGGGAUACAGUCAAAGUUGAACUCUUUCUAACAAACCCCAGAGUGUGUUCCCAUUUGCCCUAAUGCCCAAAAGCUGCUGACCUGAAAGAUGUGAUCUGACAAAUAGACACUUGUUUUUCUCGCACCGAGGGGCUGAACUCCCCUGUAGGUAGACACUCUUCGCUGUGAGUCAUCAUCGAGCUAUUCCAGGUGCUCACAGCCGCACUGUGGGUCGGGCCAGGUGGCUCCAGGGCU
Messenger RNA from Etheostoma cragini (Arkansas darter), 2568 nucleotides. It is a transcript of the gene snai2, whose product is annotated as snail family zinc finger 2. The transcript is spliced from 3 exons. NCBI's taxonomy places the organism in Eukaryota, Metazoa, Chordata, Actinopteri, Perciformes, Percidae. Gene Ontology annotation, biological process: regulation of DNA-templated transcription. The record is from RefSeq and is a predicted model, not a curated record. Gene Ontology annotation, molecular function: RNA polymerase II cis-regulatory region sequence-specific DNA binding; DNA-binding transcription factor activity, RNA polymerase II-specific. The coding region runs from base 161 to 943 and encodes 260 amino acids.